CGGCCGAACUACUGAACUUAAAUUCAUCUGACCGUUUGCGCUUCGGUGCCUAGCGACCAGCAAACCACUACACAAAGCAACGAGAUUGUGAGCCGGCUACACUUUUUCUUGCAAACCGAAAAAAAAAAAAUAAACCAACAACCCUUAGUCAGAUAACGACUCCGCGCAAAACUUUUUGAUCAAAUCGGCGAACAUUGUGCUUCGAGUUGAAUCUAACGAUCGCAAAAUGGCGUCCAAAGUUUUCUCCGCCUUCUUCCUCCUGAGCACCUUCGGAGAUGUGUCAGCUUUUUGGCGCAUGGAGUGCCAUGGCCGCACAGGUCUAGCUCGUAUUGAUCCGAUUAUGGAUGCUGGUGUGCUAUCUUCUCAUAUCCAUACCGCCCACGGCUCUUCUGGUUUUGGGCUCAGCGCUACUUACGAUGAUCUUAUUCAGGCGAACUGCAGCUCGUGUGCCGUGAAGCAAGACAAGUCGGCAUAUUGGACCCCUGCGCUCUACUUCCAAGACAACGAGACCAACACAUUUGAGAUCGUUCCUCAGGUUGGAGGGAUGCUUGCAUACUAUCUUCUGCGAGGAGAUAACGUUACGGCAUUCCCAGCCGGAUUCCAGAUGAUCGCUGGAAGCAACUAUCGACGAGACUAUACUGUCGGUGAUCCACUGUCGCCUGACCCUCCUCAGUCUGAUUGGGCUGCUCUCAAGCAAACCAGCCAGAGCGACCUCGAGCAACGUGCAAUCGGGUACAACUGCAUGAACUACCAGAAGGCGGCCGAAGGUUCGCUGCAACGUCAUUUCUUGCCUGACAAGGAUUGGCUCGACGCAAACUGCCCUGAUGGCCUCCGCAUCGAAUUGAUGUUCCCAUCAUGCUGGAACGGUAGUAUCACAGCUACGGACCACAAGAGCCAUAUGGCGUAUCCCAACUUGGUUGGAAAUGGUGACUGCCCCGACACCCAUCCGAAGCGAUUAGUUACUCUAUUCUACGAGACUAUCUGGGAUACCGGCAACAAACAAUUCAAGGGCCGCACAGGAGAAUUUGUCGUUUCCAAUGGUGACCCAACUGGAUUUGGCUAUCAUGGCGAUUUUAUGACUGGCUGGGACGUUGACUUCUUGCAGGAAGCUGUUGACACCUGCACGAACGCAUCCGGCAACAUUCGGGACUGCGAUCUCUUUGUUAACAACGGGCCUCUCCAGACUGACGAUGAACAAAAUUCUUGUAAAUUCGAUGUUCCGUCGAUACUAGCCCUGGAAGAUGGUUCUGCUAGCAACCUUACAAGCCUCCCUGGUAAUGUCCAGAUUCAGGCCGGUCCACAGUCUGCCACCCCUGGUACCGGCGAUGCUAACCCUAUCAUUUCCGCCGCCACCAGCAUACUUGGCGGGUUAUUCGGUGGUGGUGCCUCGUCGUCCGCUACGUCCUCUAGCAUCCCAGCUGUUACAUCGUCUAGUGCAUCUCCGGCAAGCACAAGCUCAAUUGCCCCUGUCCAAUCGGUUCCGGUAUCUCAGAAUUUCGGUGCCCUUGCAGUGCCACCAACGACUACUCCUGCCCCAGCAGUUACUUCAGACCCUGGCGUCUCGUACGAAGUGGUCAGCACGCAGACCAUUACGCGCGGUUCCCAGGUUGAAGUUGUAAUCUGGAAGGAGCCCGUUGUAUAUGUAACGGAGGAGUCCGUCACGACUGUAACAGUCGAGCCGCCCGCGGUAAAGCCACGAAGAUUCUAUGGUAGACAUGCAUUGCAGCACGGACACCAUGCUCGGAGGACUUAAAGGAUCAACAAAGCUACGCGUUCUUUUAUAUUCGUUUCGGUGGAAAUACUUGCUCGCCAAUAUGGACCGGCGAUGAAUUUUUGCAUCAUGUUUCAGGGUCUGAUCCGAUUUCACCCAGAGACUUUUUUUUUAAAAAGAAAACACGUUGUGGAGGCUCCUUGUGGAAAAGCAGCACAUAUGCGAUGAGUUAGAACGGAAGGCAUUAACGCAAAUACGAUUGCAUUAAAUUUCACCACCCGAUGCAUACUUGAUGCCUGACUGAAAAGUGAUAUUGCAUAUGGGGUUCAUAUUUCGGCGUUCAGUGACCCGACUGUAGGGGCAGUGGGUCUAAAUGGUCUGAUUUGAAGCA
Messenger RNA from Daldinia vernicosa, 2102 nucleotides. RefSeq lists its product as uncharacterized. The record is from RefSeq and is a predicted model, not a curated record. The transcript has 4 exons. The coding region runs from base 227 to 1753 and encodes 508 amino acids. NCBI's taxonomy places the organism in Eukaryota, Fungi, Ascomycota, Sordariomycetes, Xylariales, Hypoxylaceae.